UGGCUGAAAACCUCCGUUAUUAAGGGGAUUAAGAACCAGUUGAUAGAGCAGUUUCCGGGCAUCGAGCCGUGGCUCAACCAGAUCCUGCCCAAGAAAGACCCGGUGAAGAUCGUGCGCUGCCACGAGCACAUCGAGAUCCUGACGGUCAACGGGGAGCUGCUGUUCUUCAGGCAGCGCGAGGGGCCUUUCUAUCCGACGCUGCGGCUGCUGCAUAAGUUCCCCUUCAUCCUGCCGCACCAGCAGGUGGACAAGGGCGCCAUCAAGUUUGUGCUCAGCGGGGCCAACAUCAUGUGCCCCGGCCUGACGUCCCCGGGCGCGCAGCUGUACCCCGCGCAGCUACUAUGGGGUGAAUUGUAA
Messenger RNA from Lutra lutra (Eurasian river otter), 357 nucleotides. RefSeq names its product malignant T-cell-amplified sequence 1-like. Gene Ontology annotation, biological process: formation of translation preinitiation complex. The record is from RefSeq and is a predicted model, not a curated record. Lineage: Eukaryota; Metazoa; Chordata; Mammalia; Carnivora; Mustelidae. Gene Ontology annotation, molecular function: RNA binding. The transcript has a single exon. The annotation marks the transcript as partial.